Messenger RNA from Triticum aestivum (bread wheat), 1511 nucleotides. RefSeq lists its product as uncharacterized. The record is from RefSeq and is a predicted model, not a curated record. Lineage: Eukaryota; Viridiplantae; Streptophyta; Magnoliopsida; Poales; Poaceae. Bases 1 to 741 code for a protein of 246 amino acids. The transcript is spliced from 6 exons.
AUGACGUGGCGCAAUCUGUGUGUUAUAGGGCGUCCUCACACGGGUCAAAAUAAAAGACUCGGUCGGGGGCGAUUGCAAGAGGAUCGGCCAUGCGAACAAGAAGAUGAUGAGUGCGGGUGUGAAGAAGCCCAACAACAAAAGGGCCACGGCGGCCGAUCCGACCAGCCGAGGCAAUGCCGACGCGAAGAAGAGGAAGAGGGAUCCGGAGAGCCACGGAGAAGAGAAUCUGGUCGACCGUGCUUACGCCCUGUCUUUGCCAAGAUUGCACAAGACGAGAUCGACAGAGAGUCAGCUCCCCGCCCUGUGCAAAUUCCUACCAUCGCUUACUUCAAACCUCCGACCUUGUUUCACUCUGAUGAGCUCUUUUCUGUCCGUCGAUCUGGAAAAAAGGCCGUCCUCUCGGCUGCCAAAUUUCUGUUAGGGGUUUCAUCCUCUCUUGAUGGUGAACCGCUAAGACGGUGCUCUGGCCUCUGGGUUGAUUGGGAUGAGGAGAGCAAAACCGGCCUUGUUCUGACAACCGCGCGGCUGAUUCGCACAAAGGAUGCUCCUGUCAGCGUCUGGUCAGGCGGUGAAGAGUAUGCUACAAAUGCUCAUGUCACUGUUCAUUUGCUGAAUGGCACAAGUGCAAAGGGCCAGCUGGUCUAUCACCAGCCCCACUAUGAUCUCGCUUUGCUGAACGUUCAGGUGAAUCAACCAAUCAAGUUACCAUCUUUUAAUGAAAAAGAUGUAGAAUUUGCUUAGAAGGUUUUUCGGCUCGGAAGAGACAAUUCCUUAAAUCUAAGGAUAACAUAUGCUAGAGCAGAAUAUGUGAAUCCAACCAUGUAUGAGCGGCACCACAAUGUGUAUUUAUGUUCUCCAGAUGGCCAUUGCAAUGAUAAUGAGGUAAUAUAUCAUAUUAUGAGAUAGUAUUAUAUACAUUUGUUACAAUUUGAGUUUUGUUUGAUGACAUCUUUUUGUUCUAUAUUGCAAUAUACUAUUAUAACAUGUUUGUUGUUCUUGCAAACUCUCGUAUGUUGCUAGUAUGAAUUGUUACAGUAUGACAAUGGGGGGCCGGUUAUUGACUUUGGAUGGAAAAGUUGUCGGAAUGGUCAACGACCCUGAGAGAUUUGAGUCUUUUAUAUCUUCUUCCAUUUUGCUCAAUUGUUUGGAUUCAUGGAGGAAAUAUCGGCAUUUUGCCUGGCCCCAUCUUGGAAUGGCGUUUAAGGCCAUCGAACUUCUAGAACCUGCUCAUAUUGACAUGUUGUGGCGUAUGUAUGACAUUGAUGACGGCCUUGGUGCUCAAUUUCUCAUGCAUGUAGUGGUUAAUUAUUUGGCAAUUGAACCCUAGGUGUCAAAGGGAUCUAAUGCUGAGACACUCGGAAUCCAAAAAGGUGAUGUUAUUGAAUCUAUCAAUGGAAAGCAUGUUUUUACCACAAUUGAGGUGGGUGUAUUAAUGAGCUGAAAAUAAAUUACAUGCGUGAUAGUUGGUGCCUUCAUGGUCUUGACUGCAAUGUUUUUUCUAUGCAAUUAUU